This is a messenger RNA of Ostreobium quekettii, 1440 nucleotides long. NCBI's taxonomy places the organism in Eukaryota, Viridiplantae, Chlorophyta, Ulvophyceae, Bryopsidales, Ostreobiaceae. The record is from the annotation of a GenBank genome assembly.
AUGGAUGUGGGAGAGUUCGACGGCAUUCCCAUUCCGCUUCCGGAUCCUGUCGUUGUGACCCACAACGGCGAUUUUACGAUUUCAUCGGCAGGCGACGAGGAAGGCGACGUCUUGUACAGUGAGGACGGUGCCGUUGGCAAAAUAGAUCGUUCUUCAACACUGAACCCAGAUUUGGAAACCAGCAUCAGGUACACGGUAGCUGGUGAUUCAACACAAGGAUCUGUGAAAUUCUUGUGCGGCGGCGCUGAAGUGGUGGACGUGGAAACAUGUGCACCUCCCACGGGUGAAGAAGGAGAGACACCGGCCGCUCAUUUUCAGUACACUCCCAGCGAAGAGGCGAACGGCACUGACCAGUUCACUUUUGAAAUGCAAGUGGAGGGGCAGAGCGAUCUUGGCACUCGGAGCGGUGUGGUUGAUGUGACUGUUGUUCGAGUGAAUCAAGCGCCAAGGGCCAAAAACGUCGAGAUCCACGCCCCCAUGGUGUACUCCACCCCUCCCUUCGACGUGGGUGGAGGAUCUCGCGUCGCCCUGCGAGCAGAAGACAAAGACAGCACAGCGCUCAUUGGCCUCAUCGACAUGGGCGCUUUGCCUGACGGCGUCGGGCUGCUUUCCAAGCUGGAAGAAGACCAAGAUCAUAAAUUGGAGACGGUGACAAUAUCGUCGAAGGAAUGGGGGAAGGUGGACAUGUUCAAUGGCGAGGGCGUCGUGUACUUCCACGCCCGUGCCGGGAUAGCUGGCUCACCCGUGGUAUCCAUUCCUUACAGAGUGUUCGACGGCGACUUGUACAGCAACGAUGCCGUCAUCGACGUAAAUGUGACCUGUGAGCCAGGCUUCUACAGUAUUCCAUACGAAGGAGAACUAAUUGACAUCACCCCUGGGCUGAGCAUGCACUCCUGCCGCCAUUGUCCCCCAGGAACGCAGACUGCGUUUCAUGACGAAACACAUUGUGCCCCUUGCCUUCCCGGCUCUUUCAGCAAUGCGGGUGCUAGCGCAUGCACUCUAUGCCCAGCCGGCCAGUAUCAGCCAGAAAGCGGGGCUUCGGAGUGCAUCGCCUGCCCUCCCCGGUCGCACAGCGACCUUGGUAGUUCCAGCAUCGACGAGUGCUUCUGCACUGUAUCAAACUACGGAAAGCACGGAGAGUGCCACAAGUGCCCUGGCCAUUUGACAUGGACUUCUUGUAUGGAAACUGGGCAGGAGCUUCCAUAUCCUCUUGAUGGUCACUGGGUCACCGGACUUGCAGACGGGGCGGCCUAUGUGCGCGAAUGCCAUCCUAAAGAGGCGUGCAUAGGGCUCGACCACGAAUCGGACGCCCCAAAGAUCACAAUGGAGGAUGUUCAGAAUCACCAAACGUGCGCUGCGGGGCGGUGCAAGUCCUGCUCCUCAACGUGGAAUUCCUUCGCUUGGAUUGUCUGUUUGAUGGAGGAUCUCUGGCAGAGCUGA